Nelumbo nucifera (sacred lotus) is the source of this 1463-nucleotide messenger RNA. It is a transcript of the gene COL2, whose product is annotated as CONSTANS-like 2. The record is from RefSeq and is a predicted model, not a curated record. Gene Ontology annotation, biological process: regulation of flower development; regulation of photoperiodism, flowering. NCBI's taxonomy places the organism in Eukaryota, Viridiplantae, Streptophyta, Magnoliopsida, Proteales, Nelumbonaceae. Gene Ontology annotation, cellular component: nucleus. Gene Ontology annotation, molecular function: DNA-binding transcription factor activity; zinc ion binding; protein binding.
CCCCCCCUCAUCACUUACAACUCACACACACGACUCUCUAGUCUCUAAUGUGAAGAGCAGAGCCAGAUAGAGGGGGAGAGAGAGAGAGAGAAUAAAGAAGGAAUUCUGAGAAAAAAAGAAUGAUGCUGAAGGAAGAGGGGAGUUCCGGCGGAAGCAGAGGCGGAUGGGCGCGGAUGUGCGACUCCUGUCGCUCUGCAGCCUGCGCAGUCUUCUGUCGGGCGGACUCCGCGUAUCUAUGCGCCGGGUGUGACGCACGCAUCCACGCAGUCAACCAGGUGGCCUCGCGGCACGAGCGCGUGUGGGUUUGCGAGGCUUGCGAGCGAGCUCCUGCAGCUUUUACCUGCAAGGCCGACGCUGCCGCCCUCUGCACCACCUGUGAUGCCGACAUACACUCGGCCAACCCGCUUGCCCGGCGCCACCACCGGGUCCCCAUCCUCCCCAUCGCUGGAUGUUUGUAUGGCCCUUCACCUACAAACCCCGGUAGGCGUGUGAGGCCUGAUAUCAAUAUAGAGGAUGGGUUCAUGACCCAAGAAGGAGACGAGGACAUAGAUGAAGAAGAUGAAGAUGAAACAGCAUCUUGGCUGUUGCUCAACCCUGGUAAGAAUGACAACAACCAGAACAAUAAUGGGUUCUUGUUAGGUGGGGAGGUUGAUGAGUACCUCGAUCUUGUGGACUAUAGUUCUUGUACUGACAAUCAGUACAAUCAGCAGCAGCAUUACAGCGUUCAGCAUAAGAAUGAUGGGAGUGACAGCGUUGUGCCAGUUCAGUGCUUGGCAGUGAAGGAGGAGCAACAGCAACAAAAUCUUCACCUGGACAUGGAUUACGAUGCUUCAAAACCUGGAUUCAGUUAUAGUCACAGUGUCUCCCUGUCAUCAAUGGAUGCCAGUGUGGUACCAGAUGCUAUGAUGAAUGACAUAUCCAACUCCCACUCCAGACCACCCAAAGGAACGAUUGACCUCUUCUCAAGCCCUCUUGCAAUGCCUCCACAGUUCACUCCCAUGGACAGAGAGGCCAAAGUCCUUAGAUACAGAGAGAAGCGAAAAACUAGGAAGUUCGAGAAGACAAUAAGGUAUGCCUCUAGGAAGGCCUAUGCAGAGACCAGACCUCGCAUCAAAGGGCGGUUUGCAAAGAGAACAGAUGUGGAAGUUGAAGUGGAACAGAUGUUCUCCACCACUGUACUUGCAGAAAGUGGUUAUGGUGUUGUCCCAUCAUUCUAACUCAAAAGGGGAAAAGAAGAAAGAGGAUCACACCAUCUGGGUGUGAGAGAAGUAUGAUCUGUCUGUAUUAUCACCAUUACUAUAUUAUGGCAAGCAGUUUGACUUGAUGAGAAUCAUGCAUGUUAACUUGCAGGUUCUCUUUUUCUUUUUUCUCUCUUCCCCCCUGUAAAUACAUAAUAACGUCAGAACUUGUAAUUGUAGCUUCUGCAUCUAUUUAUUCCUUCUGAUUAUCAUGCCAAUUUUGAA